AUGGAGACGACAAUCCAACCUCUACCACCACUGACCCUCCCUGCAAGAGAAGAAAGACGGGGUCCAGAAGGAUUCAGACCUCCACAACCGAGAAGAAUGGAGCAGUUUGGAGGUUCAGAAGUUAAUGGCUCAGCAUUUUCGGUUCCCGCGAAAGGAGGAGGAUUUGGAGCAUUCAAUGUUCCUCUACCGAUUCCUCCUCAUUUAGAAUCUACCAGAUCGUUCGGCGAAAUGCCUCUACCAAUGCACUUUGGAAUUGCAAACGACCCGAAGUUUCUGCCACCCCUUCACCAUCAGGGUCCAGGCGGAUUCCAAAAGCCGUUACCACCCAUGACGUUGUCUCCCAUGAAUCAGUCUGGGGCGGAAAAUCCAACCAAUGCUCCACUCAAAGUUCGGAUCAAGAUGCCACCAGUAGUAGCUCUUCCAGAUUUAAGAGCCCCAGAAGAAGAUCCUGAUAUUCUAAUCAUUGAACCCACACCUAAAUCAAAUCCGGUGCACAAGACUGCACUUCAAAGAGUUUUGGAAGAAACCAAUAACGUACCGGAAACUAAAGAGUUACUGCCGAUUCUUCUCCACCGCGUUCCUGAAUCCAAAACCCAUGCAAUGAAAUUCAAAACGACAUGUGACGCGUUUGUUACCAGUCAACCAUUACCGGAAGAUCCGAGUUUUCAGAAUACCGUAGUCAGAAAUAGAGAAGCCAUUAGAGAAAAUGAGACGGCGAUUUCACGUGGUCCGAGUGUUCUUCUAGAUGCUCUUCGUCUCCCACCAUCAACACCUUCAACUAUCCAUCGGCUGCCUUCGACCCUGCGAUCCACAGAUGCCAACAACAACAAGAAAGGGCAUCAAAAAUUAUUAUACAAAGAGAUGAGAUACCUCCGCACAUCCAUCACCCAACUUCAACAAAAGGUUCAAAUUCAAUCCAUAUCACACAUAAAAGAAAAGGAAGCGUGGGAAGAAAGCGACAAACAGAAAAGUCUUGCUAUCGAAGUCGCACUCAACAAAAUCUCCAAGCUGGAAGCCGACAACAAGGCUUUGCAGUAUUUCAACAAGGAAUUGAAGCAGAAGAUCGAGAAUCAGAAAAGUGACGAAGCAAGUUUAAAGAGAAAGAGUAUAAAUGAUGUGGCGGAUAGUUUGUUGAAGAAGAAGAGGGAGACGAAGAGUCCAGAGGAGAAGGAAGAAGCAGAGGUCAUCAAGACGUUCUUGGCUUCUCAAACGAAUCCCUUUAAGAAUGACAAAUCAUCGGAAACAGUUACCUCGUUGAAGGACAUUCCUCCCGUUUUCCCUCUGAUCCUUCCUAACCUAAUUUUAGUACCUGAAGGACCUAUACCUGGCUAUUCUGAAAAACAUCUCAAAAAACUGCAUGCCGCUCAGAAGAGGUGCUUCUACGCUCCGGCCUACAAGUAUCCGAAUAUUGCAAAGAAGUAUCUGUUCUGGUAUAAUCGGAUUCUGGGUCUACCCCAGGUUUGUGAGAAGGCCCCAAACGUCCAUGAGAUCCGAACGCAGCUUCUUGAAGAGUCGGUGGUUCUUCUAGAGCAGUGGCCGUCUACGAGGAUAGAUUCAGAAGCCAGAAUGAUGAAGGCUUUGAUAGAUGAAGAGUAUGAGGAACAACUGAGAAAGGGAUGGGUUUGUGAUCCGAGUAGCUGA
Messenger RNA from Caenorhabditis briggsae, 1641 nucleotides. The record is from RefSeq and is a predicted model, not a curated record. The transcript has 13 exons. Bases 1 to 1641 code for a protein of 546 amino acids. NCBI's taxonomy places the organism in Eukaryota, Metazoa, Nematoda, Chromadorea, Rhabditida, Rhabditidae.